Messenger RNA from Neoarius graeffei (lesser salmon catfish), 3732 nucleotides. It is a transcript of the gene avil, whose product is annotated as advillin. Gene Ontology annotation, cellular component: cytoplasm; actin cytoskeleton. Gene Ontology annotation, molecular function: actin filament binding; phosphatidylinositol-4,5-bisphosphate binding. The transcript has 21 exons. The coding region runs from base 410 to 2893 and encodes 827 amino acids. Gene Ontology annotation, biological process: cytoskeleton organization; actin polymerization or depolymerization; barbed-end actin filament capping. NCBI's taxonomy places the organism in Eukaryota, Metazoa, Chordata, Actinopteri, Siluriformes, Ariidae. The record is from RefSeq and is a predicted model, not a curated record.
AGCUCACUUCCGAUGUGAGCUCCACAAAGCUGAGCUGAAACACACAUCACUUACAGACUCGUCAUCAUCAUCAUCAUCAUCAUCAGGACCUUAAAACUCACUCUGAAGCCAACAAGAAAGAACGCACAGCUCUGGGUGUGUUAGAGGAGUGAUGGAGGAAUGGAUGAGAUGUGAUUAGAGCGUGAGAGCUGAGGAAUAAAAUCACACAAACCCAAGUGUGGGGCUUCAGACACAAACUCAGGGGAAUAAAGAGCGUAAAUAAAUAAAUCCAUACGCAGGAAAAUCAGAUUUCAGUGUGGUUUAUGUGACACUCGACUUGUCUCACUGCUUGGUUAAAGCUCCGCGUCAGUGAGACAGGUGGACCUGGUGCUGGGAUCAACUCAGACUCAUCACAAAAGUUCAGUUUGAGAUGGAGCAAACAUUCAGAGCCGUCACACGCACUCCGGGCAUCAUCAUCUGGAGAAUCGAGAAAAUGGAGCUGGUUGUUGUCCCGGAGAAAAGUCAUGGCAAUUUUUUCGAAGGCGACUGUUACCUUCUGCUGUGUACGAAGAAAUCAGGCAGCAUGAUGAAGUACAACGUUCACUACUGGAUGGGAGCCGAGUCAAGUCAGGAUGAACAGGGCGCUGCUGCGGUUUACGCCUUUCAACUUGAUGACUUUCUGGGCUCAAAUCCCAUCCAGUACCGUGAGGUCCAACACAGCGAGUCCAGCACCUUCUGUGCGUACUUCAAACAGGGAAUCAUUUAUAAAAAAGGAGGCAUGGCUUCGGGAAUGAAACAUGUGGUGACGAACUCGAGUGACGUUCAGAGACUGCUGCAGGUGAAGGGAAAGAGGAGCAUCUCCGCCAAAGAGGUGGAAAUGAGCUGGAGCAGUUUUAAUCUCGGAGACGUUUUUCUGUUGGAUAACGGAAACUUGAUUAUCCAGUGGAAUGGGCCGGAGAGCAGGACACAGGAGCGCCUGAAGGCGAUGUUGUUGGCAAAGGACAUUCGCGAUCGUGAGCGUGGAGGACGUGCUGAGAUCGGGGUGAUCGAGGGCGACGCAGAGGAUAAAUCUCAGUCAUUAAUGAAGGUUUUGUGUAGCGUGCUCGGAGAGCGGCCAGCGAGUCUCCCGGGCGGAACCUCGGACGAAAAUGCAGAUCAAGAACAAAUGUCUCAGGUUACGUUAUACCAUGUCUCUGAUGCUGAUGGGGAGAUGAAGGUGAAUGAAAUCGCCAGCAGGCCUCUGGUGCAGGAUUUAUUAAAUCAUGAAGACUCUUACAUCGUGGAUCAGGGAGGGGUGAAACUAUUCGUGUGGAAAGGAAAAAAAGCAAAUAAAUCUGAGAAACAGGAAGCGAUGUCGCGAGCUGUGGAGUUUAUUAAGCAGAAAGGUUAUCCUCACAGCACCAGUGUGGAGGUGGUUCAUGACGGAGCUGAAUCAGCUCUGUUUAAGCAACUGUUCCAGACCUGGAGUGUUAAAGAUCAGACUGUAGGGAUGGGACGCACACAUAAUGUGGGCCGAAUCGCCCACGUGACGCAGGAGAAGUUCGAUGCCAUGACGCUGCACGUGAUGCCUGAAGUCGCCGCUCAGCAGAGGAUGGUGGACGAUGGAAGUGGACAAGUGCAGGUGUGGAGGAUUGAGAAUCUGGAGCUGGCUGAAAUAGACCCUAAACUACACGGUUACUUCUAUGGAGGCGACUGUUAUCUCAUCUUAUACACAUAUGAAGUUAACAACAAGAAGAACUACAUCCUGUACAUGUGGCUGGGUCGUCACACGUCUCAGGAUGAGAUGACGGCGUGUGCGUUCCAGGCGGUGGCACUGGAUCAGCAGUACGAUAACCAGCCUGUUCAGGUGCGAGUGAAGAUGGGUAAAGAGCCGCGACACUUCAUGGCCAUGUUUAAGGGCAGGAUGGUGGUGUUUGAGGGAGGAACCUCCAGAGAGGCAGAGACAGAGGAGGCACCCUCAGUGCAUUUCUUUCAGGUCUCUGGAACCGAAUUGUCCAACACCAAAGCGAUCGAGGUUCCAGCUGUAGCGGCUUCUCUCAACUCUAAUGACGUGUUUCUGCUGAAGAGUCCAAGCACAGUGUUUCUGUGGUACGGCAAGGGCUCGAGUGGAGAUGAAAGAGCGAUGGCUAAAGAGGUGGCCGCUUUUCUCGGCCAAGGGCUUUCUCAAGAAGUCAUGGCUGAGGGACAGGAACCCAUUGAAUUCUGGCAGAUUCUGGGAGGAAAAACUCCGUAUGCAAACGACAAAAGGCUGCAGCAGGCCGUGACCGAUCACGAGCCACGUCUGUUCGAGUGCUCCAAUAAAACAGGAAAGUUCAUUGUCACUGAAGUCUCUCCGUUCACUCAGGACGACCUGAACGAGACCGACAUCAUGCUGCUGGACACCUGGGAUCAGGUGUUCCUGUGGAUGGGAGCACAGGCGAAUGACACAGAGAAGAAGGAAUCCAUCAUCACGUGUCAGGAAUAUUUACGCACACAUCCCGGAAUGCGAGACCCCGAGACUCCCAUCCUUCUCAUUAAACAGGGCUUCGAACCCCCGACCUUCACCGGCUGGUUCCUGGCUUGGGACCCGAGCAAGUGGAGUGGCGGGAAAACGUACGAGCAGCUGAAGGAGGAAAUGGGUGUGGUCACAGAAGCAGUGGACGUCACCACGGCAGGAGAAACCGCUGAUGGGGCAAGCAGUGAUCAGAGCGGUGCUGCUGCCGAAGAGGACAAUCGAGUGUACGAGUCUUUUCCUCCUGAGGCACUCAUCAACAAAUCAACCGAGGAGCUUCCAGAAGGAGUCGACGCCAUGAAAAGAGAGAAACAUCUGUCAGAUGAGGAUUUCGUCUCCAUAUUCCAGAUGUCUAAAGAUGAGUUUAACGCUCUGCCACAGUGGAAACAGCUGGACUGCAAGAAAAAACAUGGAUUAUUUUGAACUCUUUAGUGUUUUUCUGUUUAUUUAGUCAGUGACGUUGAAUUUACACUGCUGUAAAGAGUUAGUGUUCAUGCUAGGAGUUCGUAGAAAUGUGUCAAAACAAUGAAGCGCACUAUUCUAUAUGUGUGUAAACUUUACAGUUUCAGAAACUAGAUUAGCCAUGCCUGAAUGAAAUGAAUUAUACAUAGAGUUGAUUAGAGAAUGAGUAUCUUAUUUUAUUUAUUUUCUAUCAGGGUUUAUGGGGAUUAUUACAGAUUAACGAAAUUUGUAUGCUUUUAAAUAGUAUGCAAAUAUCAGUAGAGAAGAAUAUUUAACCAUCAGUCCUGAAUGCUGGCGUGUGGAGGCGUUGUGUUAUUGUUUAAACAACUUCAACAUCUCAUUUAAUAAUCUACAUCUCAUUUCAAUCUCAUCGAAACUAAAAAAAUGAUGUUAUAAUGCUGUAAAGCAACAUUAACGCUGUGCCAGUUUAUUAAAUGUUAAACACAAAGGUUCUGUUAAUAAUAUAACACUAGUAUGAAUGAAAUCUUGGCCGACUGUAGCUGUAGUGAUAUUUUUAGUGCAGUAAAAUACUUCAGCUCCGAUUACUGAGUCUCAUACGAAUAAAAUAAAUUUUAUAACAGAGUGUAUUGUAGACUUUCUGCACUCAGACCUGAAAUGCAAAUACACACUGAUGUAAAAUGAAACAAAUUUAUGCAAAUGAUUCCUGAUAGGUUUCUCUCUCUCACACACAGGGACUGCAGUGCAGCGGCUCUGUGGCUUCACAUCUUAUUCAUAUUUACUUUACAUAACCAUAACCCUGUUUUAUUGUGGAAUGUUAAACUGACUGUACCAGAUGAUAA